Messenger RNA from Penicillium bovifimosum, 708 nucleotides. RefSeq lists its product as uncharacterized. The transcript has 2 exons. The record is from RefSeq and is a predicted model, not a curated record. The coding region runs from base 1 to 708 and encodes 235 amino acids. NCBI's taxonomy places the organism in Eukaryota, Fungi, Ascomycota, Eurotiomycetes, Eurotiales, Aspergillaceae.
AUGUAUUUACCCGGAAAGUGGGAAAAGGUACCCGUGGGAAAGCUGACACUGUUGGCCAGAGGACUACCGUUGGGAUAUUUAAGCCAACUGGAACAUAGGCUGAGUGAGACCGAGGCAGCCCUUUACGGGGCUUUGACGAGCCUUCGAUCACUUGGACAACCCAGCGCAGCGCCCGCCUCAAGGAAGACGGAUGCUGUCCCCAGGCAAAAGGCAGCUCUCAUGAAAGAGUGGUCUCAGCUACCGCUUCGAGAAUGGCACGAUAUGGAGCGCUGGCUGACGACCAUGUCUGACCAGUUUACCAUGGAGCAACCAGGAGGACUAGUUCCAGAGAGCUCAAGGAAUGGCCGCGCAGUCCUUGUGACUUCCGAUCACGAAAUAAUGCACAGGUCGGAGUAUGAGCCUCACGCCGGACCAGUCUCAGAUGCAUGGCAGGCCAGAGACGGCAGGGUCAGGCCGGAGAAUCCAUCCGAUGCUCAACGGCCCCGCACGGAAACGGAACCAAUGGCUUCGCCGAUAUGUUUUGGACAUCAGGCCACGACAGAACAUGAAGCGGUGUCUUCCUCAUCGGCUGGCUGUUCUAGACAGGGAACGACUGGUGUCGAUGAUGUUGUCAGUGUCGCUGGGGCAGAUGCAUCUGCAAGAGGUGGGAUAGGCCGACCGAGCAAAGCUGAAGAAUUAUCACGAAAUAAGCCAAGUCUAUAUUUUUGA